This is a messenger RNA of Acanthosepion pharaonis, 2973 nucleotides long. The record is from the annotation of a GenBank genome assembly. NCBI's taxonomy places the organism in Eukaryota, Metazoa, Mollusca, Cephalopoda, Sepiida, Sepiidae.
AUGUGCUUCGCAGUUUCUUUCUCUUUUCGAAUAUUUCUGUCCUUUUUUAUCCUCUUUCAGUCUUCAUCCAAAUUAUUUUUCUUUAUUCUAUCUUUUUUCAUGUCUUUAAAUGACUGCGAGCCUCUAACAGUUGUCCAUACUUUUCCUUUUUGCCACAUUCCUUCCAUCCUUCCUUCUUUCCUUCAUACCUUCAUUCUUUCUUUUCUUCCUUCCUUCUUUCCUUCCAUCCUUCCUUCUUUCUUUUCUUCCUUCCUUCUUUCCUUCAUUCCUUCAUUCUUUCUAUUCUUCCUUCCUUCUUUCUUUCAUUCCUUCAUUCUUUCUUUUCUUCCUUCCUUCUUUCCUUCAUUCCUUCAUUCUUUCUUUUCUUCCUUCCUUCUUUCCUUCCAUCCUUCCUUCUUUCUUUUCUUCCUUCCUUCUUUCCUUCAUUCCUUCAUUCUUUCUUUUCUUCCUUCCUUCUUUCCUUCAUUCCUUCAUUCUUUCUUUUCUUCCUUCCUUCUUUCCUUCCAUCCUUCCUUCUUUCUUUUCUUCCUUCCUUCAUUCUUUCUUUUCUUCCUUCCUUCUUUCCUUCAUUCCUUCAUUCUUUCUUUUCUUCCUUCCUUCAUUCCUUCAUUCCUUCAUUCUUUCUUUUCUUCCUUCCUUCUUUCCUUCAUUCCUUCAUUCUUUCUUUUCUUCCUUCCUUCUUUCCUUCAUUUCUUCAUUCUGUCUUUUCUUCCUUCCUUCUUUCCUUCAUUCCUUCAUUCUUUCUUUUCUUCCUUCCUUCUUUCCUUCAUUCCUUCCUUCUUUCCUUCAUUCCUUCAUUCUUUCUUUUCUUCCUUCCUUCUUUCCUUCAUUCCUUCAUUCUUUCUUUUCUUCCUUCCUUCUUUCCUUCAUUCCUUCAUUCUUUCUUUUCUUCCUUCCUUCUUUCCUUCAUUCCUUCCUUCUUUCCUUCAUUCCUUCAUUCUUUCCUUCCUUCUUUCCUUCAUUCCUUCAUUCCUUCAUUCUUUCUUUUCUUCCUUCCUUCUUUCCUUCAUUCCUUCAUUCUUUCUUUUCUUCCUUCCUUCUUUCCUUCAUUCCAUCAUUCCUUCAUUCUUUCUUUUCUUCCUUCCUUCUUUCCUUCAUUCCAUCAUUCCUUCAUUCUUUCUUUUCUUCCUUCCUUCUUUCCUUCAUUCCUUCAUUCUUUCUUUUCUUCCUUCCUUCUUUCCUUCAUUCCUUCCUUCUUUCCUUCAUUCCUUCAUUCUUUCCUUCCUUCUUACCUUCAUUCCUUCAUUCCUUCAUUCUUUCUUUUCUUCCUUCCUUCUUUCCUUCAUUCCUUCAUUCUUUCUUUUCUUCCUUCCUUUAUUCCUUCAUUCUUUCUUUUCUUCAUUCCUUCUUUUUCCUUCAUUCCUUCAUUCUUUUCUUUUUUUCUUCAUUCCUUUUUUUUUCUUCCUUCCUUUCAUUCCUUUCAUUUCUUUUCUUCCCUCCUUCUUUCCUUUAUUCCUUCAUUCUUUCUUUUCUUCCUUCCUUCUUUCCUUCAUUCCUUCAUUCUUUCUUUUCUUCCUUCCUUCUUUCCUUCAUUUCUUCAUUCUGUCUUUUCUUCCUUCCUUCUUUCCUUCAUUCCUUCCUUCUUUCCUUCAUUCCUUCAUUCUUUCUUUUCUUCCUUCCUUCUUUCCUUCAUUCCUUCAUUCUUUCUUUUCUUCCUUCCUUCUUUCCUUCAUUCCUUCAUUCUUUCUUUUCUUCCUUCCUUCUUUCCUUCAUUCCUUCAUUCUUUCUUUUCUUCCUUCCUUCUUUCCUUCAUUCCUUCCUUCUUUCCUUCAUUCCUUCAUUCUUUCUUUUCUUCCUUCCUUCUUUCCUUUAUUCCUUCAUUCUUUCUUUUCUUCCUUCCUUCUUUCCUUCAUUCCUUCAUUCCUUCAUUCUUUCUUUUCUUCCUUCCUUCUUUCCUUCAUUUCUUCAUUCUGUCUUUUCUUCCUUCCUUCUUUCCUUCAUUCCUUCAUUCUUUCUUUUCUUCCUUCCUUCUUUCCUUCAUUCCUUCCUUCUUUCCUUCAUUCCUUCAUUCUUUCUUUUUUCUUCCUUCCUUCUUUUCCUUCAUUCCUUCAUUCUUUUCUUUUUCUUCCUUCCUUCUUUUCCUUCAUUCCUUCAUUCUUUCUUUUCUUCCUUCCUUCUUUCCUUCAUUCCUUCAUUCUUUCUUUUCUUCCUUCCUUCUUUCCUUCAUUCCUUCAUUCUUUCUUUUCUUCCUUCCUUCUUUCCUUCAUUCCUUCCUUCUUUCCUUCAUUCCUUCAUUCUUUCUUUUCUUCUUUCCUUCUUUCCUUUAUUCCUUCAUUCUUUCUUUUCUUCCUUCUUUCCUUCAUUCCUUCAUUCCUUCAUUCUUUCUUUUCUUCCUUCCUUCUUUCCUUCAUUCCUUCAUUCUUUCUUUUCUUCCUUCCUUCAUUCCUUCAUUCUUUCUUUUCUUCCUUCCUUCUUUCCUUCAUUCCUUCAUUCUUUCUUUUCUUCCUUCCUUCUUUCCUUCAUUCCUUCAUUCUUUCUUUUCUUCAUUCCUUCUUUUCUUCCUUCCUUCAUUCCUUUAUUCUUUCUUUUCUUCCUUCCUUCUUUCCUUCAUUCCUUCAUUCUUUCUUUUCUUCCUUCCUUCUCUCCUUCAUUCCUUCAUUCUUUCUUUUCUUCCUUCCUUCCUUCAUUCCUUCAUUCUUUCUUUUCUUCCUUCCUUCAUUCCUUCAUUCUUUCUUUUCUUCCUUCCUUCAUUCCUUCAUUCUUUUUUUCCUUCUUCAUUCUUCAUUCUUUCUUUUCCCUUCCUUCCUUCAUUCCUUCAUUCUUUCUUUUCUUCCUUCUUUCCUUCAUUCCUUCAUUCUUUCUUUUCUUCCUUCCUUCUUUCCUUCUUUCCUUCAUUCCUUCAUUCUUUCUUUUCUUCCUUCCUUCUUUCCUUCUUUCCUUCAUUCCUUCAUUCUUUCUUUUCUUCCUUCCUUCCUUCUCUCUUUCUUUCUUUCAGUAAAUACUUUAUUCUUUUUUGUAAUUCUUUCUUUUUAA